Messenger RNA from Nezara viridula (southern green stink bug), 191 nucleotides. NCBI's taxonomy places the organism in Eukaryota, Metazoa, Arthropoda, Insecta, Hemiptera, Pentatomidae. The record is from the annotation of a GenBank genome assembly.
UGAUACCUUAAAUAUAAUGAUUAAUUUCGAAAGUUCUCAUGGUUUUUUCAAGGUUUAUUUAUGUUCUUUUUUUUUUUAUCUAGCAAUUUUCACAAUUCUGCUGUUCUUCUAAAUUGAGUUCUCCCCGAAGAAGACCUGCAAAGUCGGGUCGAAACGUUGGCUUUUAAUAAAAUAGUUUUGCCGCUAUUUAG